Molecule: messenger RNA, 978 nt
Organism: Dentiscutata erythropus
Lineage: Eukaryota; Fungi; Glomeromycota; Glomeromycetes; Diversisporales; Gigasporaceae
Source: the annotation of a GenBank genome assembly
AUGUCAGUUUCUUAUGCUUUUUUCUCUUUUGAUAUAUUACUCAGUAUGAUUUGGAAAAACAAAUUGCAAGACGCUCCUUACGGAUUUUGCGUUUUUCAAGGAUUAGUAUUACAAUAUAUGUGUUAUGUUUCCGUAGCAUGUGCCCUAUGUUUUUCAAUUCAUAUCUAUCAUCUCCUUGUUCUUCGUAAGAAAACAACAACACAAAAAAUAUAUUAUGGAUUUAUUAUUAUCUAUCCGACUGUUAUGACUUGUAUAAUCAUGGCGCUUUCUUUGCAUUUCAAGGCCAUCAAACCAAGAAGGAUGAACUGUGAUAUUGUUUCUCCAUCAUGGAUUAGAUUACUCGCAAAUUCCGGAUCUAACCUAUUACUUAGUAUUCCAGGUGUUUAUUUCAGUGGGCGCUCUGCUUAUGCGGUAUGUAAACACUUGGAAUAUUUCAGGGAUUCUACAGAAUUAAGUAGUGGAAGCAGAGGACAAAUGGCGAGCAAUAACAGCAAUAGCGCACAAAUAAAGAGCCCAUCUUCUAUUAGAUGCUUAGAUCCUUCCUAUCAACAAAAUGAUUGCGGUGUAGAAAAUUUUUUAGAUUCAUAUCAACAAAGUGGUCCAAAUUUAAGCCCUUCCCAUCAACGAACAAAUUCCGACUUAAUAUUAAAUUUAGAACCUUCCCAUCGACGAACUAAUAAAUUAUCACAAUUAAGUACCUUUCCAGGAAAUCGAUCCACCUCAACUUUUACAAAAAACACCAGAAACUAUGACAUGACAAAAGCAGCAGCUAUACGUAUGGUACUUUUUGCAUCUUUAUUUGCACUUGUUAAUUUAUUAGCAAGUGUGGGUGCCGUUAUAGGGAUUAUUAAUGGACAUCCUAUUCCAACUGGUGUAACUGUAACUGAUUGGGUUGGUGGAUUUCAAGGAAUUUUAAUUAUCAUAGUAUUUGGAUUACCUAAUAAUUGGAAGAGAUUUUUGCGUAAAUCUUUAGUAAAA